CCCAAGAUCUUCGGAGCCUAGGAGAAUGGCCCAGAGGCCGAAGCUGCGGCUGCGGCGGCGGCGGCCACGGCGGAACCCGCGGGCACCAUGACUCCCAGCAGCUUCGUGGCGGCGCUGAUGCUGGGGACCCUCCUGGGCGUAAGCGACGUGGAAGGGAGCCCCAAGCCCCCCGGGCCGCGCCGGCCCCCGCUGCCCGCUGCGCUGCCCCGGCCCCCCGGCCCCGUCCCGCUGGCCCUCGGAGCGCCCCGACGGCCGCCCGGCCUGCCCUUCCAGCGCCGCCGGUCCCCUGCCUCCGCGCCCCUGCGGCUGCUCUCGGCCUCAGCCCUCGGCCCAGGGCCCCACCGCUUCUCGGGCAGGAGCCGGGACGUGGGUGCAGGGGGCGCACAGUGUUGCUUCCCUGGAGACCCUCGGGACCGUUGCGACUGCAGGCACGGGUCAGUUCGUCUUCGAGGUGGGAAAAAUGAAUUUGAAGGGACUGUGGAAGUGUAUUCCAGAGGAGUCUGGGGAACAGUCUGUAGCAGUGAUUGGGAUGAUGGUGACGCAGCUGUCAUCUGUCGUCAGCUGAAUUUUGGGGCAAAAGGGACAGCCAAACAGACCCCAAUGUCUGACCUGGGCCUCAUUCCCGUUCACUGGAGCAGCACCCACUGCCGGGGGGAUGAAGACAACAUUCUGCUUUGUGAACGAGACACCGUGGGGCCCCCAGGGACGUGUCCACAGAAGAUGGCAGCUGCAGUCUUCUGCAGCUUUUACCAGGCUCCUGCCUGGACACCCGUGCGGCUCGUUGGCGGACGCGGCAUCCACGAGGGCCGAGUGGAACUCUACCACGCGGGGCAGUGGGGCACGGUGUGCGAUGACCAGUGGGACGAUGCGGAUGCCGAAGUGGUCUGCCGCCAGCUUGGCCUGAGCGGGGUUGCCAAAGCGUGGUCCCGGGCCCACUUUGGACAAGGAUCUGGCUCCGUCAUGUUGGAUGAAGUACGGUGCACCGGAAACGAGCUUUCCCUUGAGCAGUGUCCCAAGAGCUCCUGGCAACAACACAACUGUGACCACCGGGAGGAUGCGGGGGUCUCGUGCACCCCUCUGACAGAUGGGGCCCUGAGACUAGCUGGCGGAAAGGGCAGUCACGAGGGACGGUUGGAAAUACAUUACCGUGGCCGGUGGGGAACCAUUUGUGAUGACGGGUGGACAGAGAAGAACACCCUGGUGGCUUGUCGGCAUCUGGGAUUUAAGUAUGGCAAACAGGCCUCUGGUCGCCAUUUUGAAGAAAGCCGGGGCCUCAUCUGGUUGGAUGAUGUCAGCUGUUCAGGAAAGGAGACAGCUUUCCUUCAGUGCUCCAGAGGAAAGUGGGGAGAGCAUGACUGUAGUCACCAAGAGGACAUUCACAUUACUUGCCAUCCAGACAACGAUAUGAACAGAUUUUCUCUGGGUCUCCCUAUCAGGCUGAUGGAUGGAGAGAACAAGAAAGAAGGACGAGUGGAGAUCUUUGUCAACGGGCAGUGGGGAACCAUCUGUGAUGAUGGAUGGACUGAUAAAGACGCAGUUGUGGUUUGUCGGCAGCUCGGCUACAGGGGUCCUGCCAGAGCCAGAACCAUGGCUUAUUUCGGGGAAGGGAAAGGGCCGAUCCACGCGGACAACGUGAAGUGCACAGGGAGCGAGCGAAACCUCGCCGACUGCAUCAAACAAGACAUCGGGAGGCACAACUGUCGCCACAGUGAGGACGCCGGGGUGAUCUGCGACUAUUUUGUCAAAAAAGCAUCAGGGUCCAGUAAUAAGGGUUCCCUUUCAUCUGUUUGUGGUGUGAGGUUACUCCACGGAAGGCAGAAGAGGAUCAUUGGUGGGAGAAACUCUUUACGUGGCGGCUGGCCCUGGCAGGCGGCCCUGCGGCUGAAGCUAUCCCACGGAGACCGCAGACUCCUUUGUGGGGCCACACUCAUCAGCAGCUGCUGGGUGCUCACCGCAGCUCAUUGUUUCAAGAGAUAUGGUAACAACACUCGGAACUACAUCGUCAGAGUUGGGGACUAUCACACCCUGGUGCCAGAGGAGUUUGAAGAAGAGCUCGAGGUCCAGCAGAUUGUGAUUCACCGGCAGUACAGGCCGGACAGCAGUGACUAUGACAUUGCCUUGGUGAGGCUGCAGGGACCAGAGGAGCAGUGUGCCACAUUCAACAGCCAUGUUCUGCCUGCCUGCCUGCCCUUCAGACGAGAGAGGCCACAGAAGACUGCGCCCAACUGUUAUAUCACUGGAUGGGGAGACACGGGACAAGCCUACUCGAGGACCCUGCAGCAAGCAGCCAUCCCCUUACUUCCCAAGAGGUUUUGUGAAGAACGCUACCAGAGUCGGUUCACAGGGAGGAUGCUAUGUGCUGGAAGUCUGCAGGAGCAGAACCACGUGGACAGCUGCCAGGGAGACAGCGGAGGCCCUCUGAUGUGCCAACGGCCAGGAGAAAGCUGGGCUGUGUAUGGAGUCACUUCCUGGGGUUACGGCUGUGGCAUGAAGGAUUCCCCAGGUGUUUAUACCAAAGUCUCGGCUUUUAUAUCCUGGAUAAAAAGUGUCACUAAACUGUGAAGAGUUCAGCACAGGAACUUCAGAAGAAAAGGACACCGGGAUUCAGUGGCACUUGAACUGAACUGCUAGCCCACAGUUUAAACGAGUGACCAACCCACGAAUACUAUUCUGCUUGGUGUUGUGAUUUUCAUAUUUAAAAACUGAAUGUAAGCUGAAUAUUUGUUACUUUUGUUUCAGGAUUCCUGUGCACAAAGAAAUUACUUAACAUCAAACUGAGGCAAAUUUUGCAAAAGCCACAGAAGAGGUUGGGGGUGUUGGCGAUUCCAGGAAUGCCUCCAUUUCAGCACUGACUUGCAGAAAUUGGGAUGAGUUUUCUAUCUAAUUUGUCUCACCUUGGUAGAGUAAAUUCCCUGUUUUGCUAUUUGCCAAACUGGGCCUUA
Molecule: messenger RNA, 2942 nt
Organism: Phascolarctos cinereus (koala)
Lineage: Eukaryota; Metazoa; Chordata; Mammalia; Diprotodontia; Phascolarctidae
Gene: PRSS12
Product: serine protease 12
Biological process (GO): proteolysis
Cellular component (GO): membrane
Molecular function (GO): serine-type endopeptidase activity
Source: RefSeq, a predicted model, not a curated record